AUGCGGCGCUGCCGGUGCGCCGCUCUGCGUUGGAAGCUGGAGCUCCUCCGUGCUGCCAAGCCUUCGCAGAAGCAGCUCACGGACCUUCUCCGCGGGCAUCGCGCACCUAGGCGCCAAAAUCGCCAAGGGUACCAGGCACCCUCAUCUCCGCCUUCAGAUGAUGACAUUCGGGCCGUCUUCGUGGAGGACCCGGACACGGUCUUUGUCACCAUCACCAAGGCGGCGGCUGCCGCAGUGAACGACCUGGCGGUGUCCACUUUCUUUCCGGAGCAGGCGCCCUUGGCGGUCCUGCCCGGCGAUCCCGAUGCCAACCCCGCCAACUUCCAUGCAUCGGAGCAGCAGGCGUGGGACCCUGCCCCCAUCCCGAUCUUUGUCGGCGCCCGCGUCCAGUUGACCAGAAACAUCCACAAGGAGAUGGAUUACGUCAACGGCAUGGGCGCCACGAUCCUCGGGCUGCAGCAGGGCGGCGUGCGGGUGAGGACGGACACUGGCUUCAUCGUGGUGGUCUACCCCUGGACGGAUGCUGAGUCCCAAAGUACCUACCACCCAAUGCGAUUGGGGUAUGCAAACACCCUGACGAAGCUGCAAGGAGCGACUUUGGACAGCAUGACCCUGUACCUGGAUGUACCAAACAUCCCGGCUGCGGGGUACGUGGCGCUCUCCCGUGUGCGCUACGACAAGCACUGGCGCUUUGUCGGAUACCUCACCCGGCACCAUUUCACCCCCGCCUGA
Messenger RNA from Symbiodinium pilosum, 732 nucleotides. The record is from the annotation of a GenBank genome assembly. NCBI's taxonomy places the organism in Eukaryota, Dinophyceae, Suessiales, Symbiodiniaceae.